This is a messenger RNA of Racocetra persica, 169 nucleotides long. The record is from the annotation of a GenBank genome assembly. Lineage: Eukaryota; Fungi; Glomeromycota; Glomeromycetes; Diversisporales; Gigasporaceae.
CCGUUACCACCAGAUCAAAACGUGUUAAGAAAGAUUGGGAAAAUAUUUGGGUGUAUGGCGCUCUUUAUAAACCAAAUACUAGCAUACAAUCUUGGACAUUAAUAGAGGCUCAAAAGAAAUUAGAUGAACGUGGUAAAUCCUUAGAAUAUCCCCAUGCUGAAAGGAAAUG